AGUACCUUCUCUCUCUUGAUUCGGCGAUUCUUCUUACCAGUAGCCUAGUUCAGUGGCGCUUAUCCAUGGCGGGCAAUCCUUCAAAUGAGAUUCUUCUGGAGCAGUUGAAGGAUGGAAAUGCAGAUUUCGAACUCGUUUCUUCUCCUGUCACUCCGAUUUCGAGUGCAAAAUUGGUUACGUGUUCUUCAGCGUUCCUCGGAAGUGGCAGUCAUCGGUUCUUUGCUAGAAUAGGAUCAUCUCUUGGUGGAGCUUCUCCGGCAUUGAGAAAGGUGGAGCGUUACUCGGUUCAGAAAGUUACUGGAGAUGGACGUUGUAUGUUUCGCGCACUGGUAAAAGGAAUGGCUUUCAACAAGGGGAUCGCUCUAAGCCCAAGGGAAGAAAGAGAUAAUGCAGAUGAAUUGCGGAUGGCUGUAAAAGAAGUUAUAUGUGAGGAUGAUAAAGAACGGCGUCAAUAUGAAGAAGCACUGGUUGCAAUUACAGUUGAGGAGUCUUUGAAGCGAUACUGCCAACGCAUUGAAAAAUCUGAUUUCUGGGGUGGCGAGUCAGAGUUACUGGUGUUGUCGAGGUUGUGCUGUCAGCCAAUUAUUGUGUACAUACCUGAGCAUGAGCACGCAAUGGGGAGGGGCAAUGGCUUUAUUCCCAUUGCAGAAUAUGGAGCUGAGUUCAGUAAGACAUCAAAGAAAGGAAAAACAAGGAAGGCAGUGAGGCUUCUCUAUAGUGGUAAGAACCAUUAUGAUCUGCUUGCCUGAUGGAUUCUUGAAUUAGCAACGAUGUAGUUUGGAAGUGGUGGAAAUUUCAUUUCAAAAGAUCAUUGAGAAUGUCAUGAUUACAACAGUUGAGUUUGUUAUAUAGUUAUC
This is a messenger RNA of Telopea speciosissima, 857 nucleotides long. Its product is annotated as OVARIAN TUMOR DOMAIN-containing deubiquitinating enzyme 3. The transcript has 10 exons. Bases 66 to 749 code for a protein of 227 amino acids. NCBI's taxonomy places the organism in Eukaryota, Viridiplantae, Streptophyta, Magnoliopsida, Proteales, Proteaceae. Gene Ontology annotation, cellular component: nucleus; cytosol. Gene Ontology annotation, molecular function: cysteine-type deubiquitinase activity. Gene Ontology annotation, biological process: protein deubiquitination; endoplasmic reticulum unfolded protein response. The record is from RefSeq and is a predicted model, not a curated record.